Messenger RNA from Ziziphus jujuba (common jujube), 1571 nucleotides. Its product is annotated as 1-aminocyclopropane-1-carboxylate oxidase homolog 3-like. The transcript is spliced from 3 exons. Bases 260 to 1396 code for a protein of 378 amino acids. The record is from RefSeq and is a predicted model, not a curated record. Lineage: Eukaryota; Viridiplantae; Streptophyta; Magnoliopsida; Rosales; Rhamnaceae.
AUGAUCAUCAGUAUUAGUCAGCGGUGAAAAACAGCGCCUUCCAAACCCCAGCAUACGGAAAAAAAUCCAUGAUUAUGGCUUUGAAAAAGCUCUAUGAGUUACGUAUAUAAUAAUAUUUGUCAACUUGAAAAUUUAAAAAAGAAUGAACAGAUCAAUAUUGCUCUGAUCAUUUCAUGAAAUCACCAUACAUAAAAUCAAAAUUGAACAAUCUAAGACAUACCCUAAAAAAUUGUUUGAGAAAACUUAAGGAAAGAGAAAAAUGGUGGCUACCAGCAAAUUAGAUACUAGUGAAGGUUCAGAGAAAUUGAAGAAAACCGAGUAUGAUCGAGCAAGUGAAGUGCAAGCUUUUGAUGAAACAAAAGCAGGUGUUAAAGGACUUGUUGAUGCUGGUGUUACAGAGAUCCCUCGUAUUUUCUAUCAUCUGGAUGAUGAACACCUGGAUAAGAGCUCAGUUUCUGAAGAUGGAAAACAGUUUAGCGUUCCGGUUAUAGACUUGGGAGGCAUUUUCGAAGAUGAUCAUGUUCGACGGAAAGAGAUCGUUGAAAGAGUAAGAGAAGCAUCAGAAACUUGGGGUUUCUUUCAAAUUGUGAACCAUGGAAUACCUGAGAGUGUUAUGGAGGAGAUUAAGAAAGGGGUUCUUAGGUUUCAUGAGCAAGAUACUGAGGUGAAGAAACAGUUUUAUACCAGAGAUCCAAUAAGACCUGUGGUUUACAAUAGCAAUUUUGAUCUGUAUAAAGCUCCAUCAACAAAUUGGAGGGAUACGUUUUUUACUCGAAUGGCCCCUACUCCUCCAAAGCCGGAAGACUUGCCUGAGGUCUGCAGAGACAUUCUUGUGGAGUAUUCGGAGAAAAUAAUGAAAGUGGGAAUUUUAUUGUUCGAGUUGUUAUCGGAGGCCCUUGGACUGAAACCGAACCACUUGAACGACAUUGAUUGUGCAGAGGGGCUUGCCGUUUCGUGCCAUUACUAUCCUCCAUGCCCACAACCAGACCUCACUUUGGGAACAAGCAAGCAUGCUGAUAAUAGCUUCAUCACUGUGCUGCUUCAGGAUCAUAUUGGUGGUCUCCAAGUUCUAUAUAACAAUCAUUGGAUUGACAUACCCUAUCAGCCUGGCCCUCUAGUAGUUAACAUUGGAGAUCUUCUUCAGCUAAUAUCAAAUGACAGAUUCAAAAGCAGUGAACACAGAGUUCUAGCAAAUCGUGAAGGUCCAAGAAUAUCAGUUGCAAGCUUUUUUGGCACAGGAAUGUUGCCAACCACGAAGCUCUAUGGACCUAUUAAGGAGUUGUUAUCAGAAGAUAAUCCUCCAAAGUACAAGCAAACUACACUGAGAGGCUAUUCUGCAUGUUACGUUCAUAAAGGCCUUGAUGGAACUUCUGCUUUGCCUCAUUUCAAGAUUUGAAACUAGCCAAGACAGAAGAAGGAUGGUCUAAAUUAAUAGUUUCUAAAUAAUAAUCUACUGCCAAAUGUUAGGUGGUUUGUGUAUGAUCAUAUGGUUGUCAAAGUUAUUUACUUCAUUAUUUCUAAUGAAAUAUUGCUGGUCCUUGAUAGCAGUGACACUAUUUGAUAGAUUUGAG